Molecule: messenger RNA, 5196 nt
Organism: Gopherus flavomarginatus (Mexican gopher tortoise)
Lineage: Eukaryota; Metazoa; Chordata; Testudines; Testudinidae
Exons: 3
Coding region: 3451-4755 (434 amino acids)
Molecular function (GO): protein dimerization activity
Source: RefSeq, a predicted model, not a curated record
GGGAGAGUUCGGCCACACCGCCCACUACGGUGGAGAAAUAAUCAACAGGAUAACAGGGGUCGCAACAGGGACAACACGGUUCAGCUCUGCUCAUAAUGAUCACCUUUACUAGCAAACCAAACAGCAAUCUAGCAAAGGAGAGAGAGAUCUAGCAUUUGGAUUACUUGCAUGAUAUCUUCUGGAAAAAUCCUCUGUUAGUCAUCAUCCGGAUACACCAUUGUUGUCAUCCUGCCAUCUGCCCUUCAGGGCAUGCAGAUUGGGAUAUAGCUUUUAUAAUGUGUUAGGUUCAUAUAUAUUUAAGGAGGUUUUAACCUCUUUUCCUUACUUGAACCUCCAAAACCCACUACUUUGGGGUGCCCCAUUUUCCAUAGGUCAACUUGUGAGUUUCCCAUUAUUAACAUUUACGUCACCUUAUCAUCAUAGUAUUAGGCAGUUUACCUUAAGGAAGUCUCUAACAUUUCACCCUAGCUACUAAUGGUCAUCUCUCCUAGACACAACUAUCCAAACAGAAUUAUUUUCAAAAUAUCAGUAUAUCACAAACAACCACAAGCUCAGCAAGUUUAUUAUUAACUUACUUAUGCUAAUUUAACCUUUUAAAAUUAGGAUAGCUAACUUAUCCUAAGGUCUAAUUUGGCUAAGAUAAAUAUUUUACAAGCCUAUAUCUUCAGUAUACCUGAUGUCUUUUAUCCUUGGCUACCGACCACAUAGUUAAAGGGUUUCAACAAAGAUUUGAGCAAGCUCAAACAAAUAAUACCUAUUCCUUUCCUCAUAUAGAAAGAAACUGGUUUUGUAACCAACUACCUUUUUUAAUAUAGCAUUGCUCACAUUACUGUUUAUACUAUAGAAUCUGUAAGACUCCAGUAGAGGUUAGGUCCCCAUUGUGCUAGGUGUUGUACAGACAAAGAGAGAGUGUCUACACAGAGUAGCUUACAGUUUAAGGCCCCAAUCUUGCAAACACCUACUCACACUAGAAGUGUUUGCAGGAUUGGUGCCUGUGGAGAAUGCUAGGUAAUGUGUUCAGUUAGUAUUAUUUAUAUACGGAGUUAUAGGGGAAGCGAGGCCUGUGGUUGGACAUGAGACAGUGAGGUAAGAUCUGAGGACUCUGUAAAUGCAUUUUGUUUGCUAGGAACCAUCUUGGAAUGUUCAGUUGAAUUCCAGCAGGUGGGCAAGGACCAUUGGAAGAGAGAAAGUACACUUUAUAUGUAUAUAUCUAUCCUAUACCUAAAACACACACUCUUUUAGGAGGAGUGCAAAUGUAUUUGUCUAAUUUAUAUGUUUGAUUUUAGAUGCAUAAAUUAAUUGGACAGCACUACCCAGAAUCAAAGAAAGAUUCUUUGCAGAAAAUUUCAGCAACCAUUAUUUGUUUUUUUAAAGAAACACCACAAAGUGAACUCAGGGAUUUAAAAUAUGAUAUUAAAAUUAUUAUGCUAAUAAUAGGAAACUAACACUAUUGAACUGCCUAAACCAAUAAAUGAGGCACAGACCCAACUCCUGUAAUUAAAGUCUAACUGUAUGACUUAACUGUUUCAGAUCUCUGUUUGCUCUAAUCUAAUGAUACCACAAUAACAGAGAAAAGAAGUGGAGAAUUUAGCUUUUAUAUGUGAUGUCUGGGGGAAGACUAUUAAGCAAGUUAAGAAGCUGGUUAUCACAUAAAACUCUGUUGAUAAAGAGAACAACAAUGUUUUGGAGCUAUUGCAUAGCAGAAAUAAUAACUCCAGAGGUUACUGUAACUGUUUGCUGCUGGUUUAUGAUGUAAGAGUGUAUUUUGUGCAGGAUAGAUUAUAAAAAUUAUGGCAAAAAUAUCCAUUUUAGUAGGUGCACUUAAUCUUGAGAUUUAUACUGUGAUAUUAGAUAGGGCUAAACACCAGGGAUUGUUAUUAGUAUUAUUUAAAAGCAGGGCCGGCUCUAGGCACCAGCUCAGCAAGCAGGUGCUUGGGGUGGCCAAGGGGAAGGGGCGGCAUGUCGGGCUCUUCGGUGGUAAUUCGGUGACGGGUCCCUUGGUCCCUCUCGAAGGGAAGGACCUGCCACAGAAUUGCUGCCGAAGAAGAAAGUGGCGCGGGGGAGCUACUGCUGAAGUGCUGCCGAUCGUGGCUUUUUUUUUUUUUUCCCGCCGCUUGGGGCAGCAAAAACCCUGGAGCCAGCCCUGUUUAAAAGGAAGCAUAGGGUAGUAUGAAUACGCAGUAACAUGUUUAUAGAGUAAAUAAUUUGCUACUGUUGUGAGUUUGUAUUUGAUUUUCCAGAAGCCUGUAUCUGUAAUGAAAUGCCAAAUUUAACAUAGAUAUUGCAGGACUGUUAAAAUCACGAUGAAAAUAUCCAGCCAAUUUGAAUUUUUAUGUACAGGGGAUGUAAGUCAUAGCAAGAGCUGGUGAUAAAACUUUCUCCUUAAGAGUCUAUCUCAAGACUUAAAUCAAAUCCUAACGGCUUUAAUCAAACUGAAUUAUUUUUACAUUAUAUUGACCUAGCUGAGAUCAUGGCAAAGGCCAUCUGAGCUCAUUGGGCUCAGUUGUGCAAAGCUUAUAUGAUGUUACUGGUUGUUUGUGAAGAUGUAAGAAAUUAUUGAAUAAGUUAUACUGUGUCUGCAUAUGCUAGUUUAUAAAGCAUUAUAGUACUAUAAAGACAUUUGCUACCUUGUUUUGAAGGCUUUAAUCAUAAGGCUAGCAUUUACCACAGUACCGCAGGAACACAAUGAGAUGUCUUGGAGGUGCUAAUACUCCCUUUUCUUUUUAACAUCUAAGCUGUUUCUCUUUGUUUCCUUGACUUGAUACGAAAAGAUGUGAUUCAUUUUCAAAACCAAGUCUAGUCUAGAGAUUAAAUGAACUGUGGCAGCAAUAACUUUGCUCAUCUAAUUUAAAACAGUUACACUGUUACCAUAUUGAAACACACUGGGGUAUUCUUGGUAAAACACGAAUUGCUAAAAACCUUUCCCUUGGGCAAUAUCAUUUAUAAUUUAUAUAAAAUAACAUUCAUCUUUUUAACGUUGCCUUUAUGACCUUUUUCACACAAUCACACCAGUUUGUAGUUCUCUUACUUAUACUUUCUUGAUAUUUGUUUUUACUAGUGAUUUUAUGAAGAGGUAGUAAUUAAUGCUAUAUGGACCUGAUCAAAGCCAAUUGAAGUCAAUGGAAGGAUGCCCCAUUGGACUUCAGUGGGUAUUGGAGGAUGACCACCAAAAAAAAAAAAAAGAGAAUCCAUCCUCAACAUACAGGAUUCUGAAGACUAUCCACCUUCAAGAUCACCAUCAUUUUCUAUAGUUUCAGAGUUAUCUGCUAAUGAUAGUGUUUCAGUCACAUUGUGUAUGUCACAUAGCCACAGAAUAUCACCUGUAGCAAAAAAUGAAUUAAAAAAAUCUCCAUCAUCCAUGGAUACAUUUGUGAUAAGAACCAGCAGAUUCUUAAAAGAAAUAAUGAAAAAAUUGCCCGGUUUGUUUAUGCAACAAACUCUUCCUUCCGUAUGAUUGAGAACCCACACUUCAUUAACAUGGUUCAGUUAUUAAGACCAGGGUACAGUCCACCCGACAGAGCAGAUGUUGCAGGCAAAUUGCUAAAUAAAGUCUAUGAAAGAGAAACUGAGCAGUACGCAAAAGGUCUAGAGGAUAAAAUUGUUAACCUGAGUCUUGAUGGGUGGAGCAAUGUCCACAGUGAUGCUGUUGUAUGUGCUUGUGUGACAACAGAAGAAGGGAAUGUUUUCCUUACAGAAACAAUUGAUACAUCAGGAAAUGCACACACAGCAGAAUACUUACAAGAAGUGGCAGUAAAAGCUAUAACAAACUGUGAAAAAAAAUUCAAAUGUCUAGUAUGCAGCUUGGUCACAGACAAUGCUGCAAAUAGUCCCAACCUAACAACAUACAAUUGCAGUGCUCAUUUGAUGCACCUCCUAGCCAAAGACUUCAGUGUUCCAGAAAUAAAGAUUAAUGUUGUUGAAAUUGCAAAAUACUUCUGUAACAACCACUUUGCAGUAGCUGCUCUGAAAAAAGUGGGAGGAACCAAGCUAACUCUCCCACAAGACGUGCAAUGGAACUCCCUAGUGGACUGUUUUGAGCACCGUAUCAAGAAGAGGCCUAAUCUGAUGACAGUUUGUGAACAAACUCGUGAAAAAAUAGAUAGCACUGUCACAGUCAAAGUUCACAACAUUGGGUUUAAGAGAAAUGUUGAACAAGUGCUGAGAACACUGAAGCCUAUUUCUGUAGCCUUGAACAAAAUGCAGGGAAAUAGCUGUUUUAUUGCUGAUGCUGUUGAAAUUUGGAAGGAACUGAGUGAGAUCUUAAAAAUAGAAAUAUGGAAUGACAGAGCUAAAUUACAAGCAUUAAACAAACAAAUGGGACAAGCACUAUCUCCAGCUCAUUUUCUUGCAAAUAUUCUGAAUGCUCGGUACCAGGGUAAAAUAUUAACUGUUGAAGAAGAUGAGUUGGCUAUGACAUGGACAUCCAACAAUCUUUCCUCCAUAAUGCCAACUAUAAUAAACAUCAGAGCUAAGGGUGAACGUUUCAAGAAAUAUAUGUUUGCCGAUGAUGUUUUAAAGAAAGUCACACCAGUGAACUGGUGGAAGUCACUUAAGCACUUGGAUUCAGAGACUGUUGAAAUGAUAAUCUCACUUUUAACAACAGUAGCUUCUUCUGCCAGUGUAAAAAGAAUAUUUUCUUCCUUUGGACUAAUUCAUUCUAAACUGAGAAAUUGUUUGGGACCUGAAAAAACAGGAAAGCUUGUUUUUCUUUUCCAGAUUAUGAACAAACAGGAAAAUGAAGGUGAAGAUAACUGAGUUAGCUGCAGAAGCCAAUAUUUUAAGUUUCUUGUGUUGACCUGACUGACAUAGUUGAUUUAAUUUUUGUUUUUUUAAGAAAUAUAUUUCAUUUAACUAUUUUAGUUAAAAAGUUUUAACAAAAACAAACCUGAUUUUAAAAUUCUUGAAUGUAUAACUAAAUUCAAAAAUUCAUAUACUUAUUUUGUUAAAUUAUUAUAUGCUUGCUAUUGAAGAAAAAAAUCCAUAAUGCAUAACGUUGUUGUUUUAGUUAAAUAAAACAAGUUAAAUGUCUGUCCGAUGAUGUUCUCCUCCCAAUACAGCAUGGCAAGAAAAUCCUCCAAAUAUUAAUGAUUUACCUGUUGAAUUGGAGAUAGUUCACCUUCUAAUGACUUCAUAAAUAUCUGCUUCAAUUACAUUUAGUAAAUGAAAUAACCAAACAAUUAUUCAUUUUCUGAUAUA